AUGGGGUGGACGACGGCGUUUACUGGUUUUGUUUCUUGUCAGUCACCAGCGAGUAUUGUUGCAGGAAUCUCAUAUCAUGGAUACCCACCGCCCCUCUGCCCGGCGUCCGGGGGAGUCAUCACAGGCACAUGGACAUGGCUGGUCAGGAUCUUGGGAACAGACCCCAAGUCAAGCGAUAGCAAGCUCUGCGUGGAGCUACACCAAAUAUACCUCCCUCUUCCCCUCCCCAUUCACCCCAGGCGCAGCCUCCCCGUCCAUAAUCCCAUGAACAUAUGCAUAGCCCACCAGCCUUCUACCCUCCUCCCCCUCUGUUGCCCUUCUCAAAACCAGAGGCACCAAACUCCCCAACACAACCCAAACCUCAUCCCCCACAUUUGUUUCCCUCGGCCCAGACCCAAAAUGGCCCUCUUCUGUUCGGAAAAACACCCUCCCCUCAUUGGCACACCAGAAGUUCUCCUCGGCAUGCAUCACCACAUGCGCCUUUGCCUCGUCAUCCAUGACCGUGCCGUUCGGCAAGAUGAGCACCAAAGUCUGUCCCAUCUUCUGCGCCAUCAAGAUCUGACGAGCGAGACGAAACAUCUGGAUAUCCCCAGCGUAGGCUCUGCUGAACACUACUUGCCCAGCCUUGAACUCAUAUCGUACCUCAAAGACUUGGUCCGACAGAAGCGUGCGGGCUAG
Molecule: messenger RNA, 678 nt
Organism: Podospora pseudocomata
Lineage: Eukaryota; Fungi; Ascomycota; Sordariomycetes; Sordariales; Podosporaceae
Exons: 1
Coding region: 1-678 (225 amino acids)
Source: RefSeq, a predicted model, not a curated record